Messenger RNA from Clarias gariepinus (North African catfish), 1690 nucleotides. RefSeq names its product NAD kinase b (gene nadkb). The transcript has 12 exons. The coding region runs from base 124 to 1488 and encodes 454 amino acids. Gene Ontology annotation, molecular function: NAD+ kinase activity. NCBI's taxonomy places the organism in Eukaryota, Metazoa, Chordata, Actinopteri, Siluriformes, Clariidae. The record is from RefSeq and is a predicted model, not a curated record. Gene Ontology annotation, biological process: NADP+ biosynthetic process; NAD+ metabolic process.
UUUAUGACGUCACACCGCCAGCCGCGGCUCGGAGUGGAGCUGAGAGGAUGAAGAUGAAGAUCAGAGAGAAGAUUCACACACUGACUCAGGGUUAGUGACGUAGGCGGGGCUGUGGAUCAAAGGAUGGAGUGUUCAGACGAGGACCAGCCUGACGAGGUGUCAGAAGGUCAGAGCUGCGGUGCUGAAGGUCACGUUAAAUCUCCAAAGAGACGACGAGAGAUGAAGAGAAGUCGGCGGAGGGCGAACGGGGCGGAGCAGUCGUGCUCCGGGAGCGAGAGGAGAGGACACGCAGAGUCACAUGACGCGCCUGAGGCGAGCGAGAGCGCCACCAAGAGACAGGACAGGUGCAGACGAGCUCACUUCCUCCACGGCCCGUAUCCCAGCACACACUUCGGACCCAAAGCCUGCAUCCUACCCAACCCAACCUCCAUCAUGCACAUCCAGGAUCCGGUGAGUCAGAGGUUGGUGUGGAACAAGCCGCCACUCAACGUGUUGGUGAUCCGCAAGAUCCGAGACGAGAACCUGCUGGAGCCAUUUAAGGAGCUGUGCAGCUUCCUCGUCCAGGAGAAACAUCUCAGUGUGUAUGUGGAGAAGAAGGUGGUGGAGGACGGAGCUCUGAUUGCAGACACCUCGUUCUCCAGCAUCAGGAGACAACUGUGCACCUUCAGAGAGGGCUUUGAUGAUAUCUCAGACUGUAUAGAUCUGAUCAUGUGUCUGGGCGGAGACGGUACACUGCUGUACGCAUCAUCACUCUUUCAGGGCAGCGUCCCCCCCGUCAUGGCCUUCCACCUGGGCUCGCUUGGCUUCCUCACGCCCUUCAAGUUCGAGUCGUAUAAGACCGAAGUGGACAAGGUAUUCGCAGGUAACGCGGCUGUGGUGUUGCGUAGUCGUCUGAAGGUGAAAGUGCUCAAAGGAUCACUUCAGAGAGACCAGGAGAACGGCAGUGUUACACACACACACCCCAACCCGGUCACACUGCAGCUUCAGGUGUUGAAUGAAGUGGUGGUGGACAGAGGUCCCUCCUCCUACCUGUCCAACGUUGAUCUGUACCUGGAUGGACGUCUCAUCACCUCUGUUCAAGGAGAUGGUGUUAUCGUGUCGACACCCACAGGAAGCACGGCGUAUGCGGCGGCAGCAGGAGCGUCCAUGAUCCACCCCAACGUUCCCGCCAUCAUGGUCACGCCCAUCUGCCCUCACUCGCUCUCCUUCAGACCAAUCGUGGUGCCGGCCGGGGUCGAGCUCAUGAUCGCGCUUUCUCCAGAAGCUCGGAACACGGCAUGGGUCUCUUUUGAUGGCAGGAAGAGACAGGAAAUUCAACAUGGAGACAGCAUUAAGAUCACGACCUCGUGUUACCCGCUUCCGUCUCUGUGCUGUCACGGUCUGGUGUACGACUGGUUCGAGAGUUUAGCCGAGUGUUUACACUGGAACAUCCGCAAGAAACAAGCACAACUGAGCGACGCAUCGGACUCCACUGACACCGACACCUGACACACACACACACACACGUUGUCUGUGUAAAUGUGCUGCUGAAUCAUUAUACUUUGCUUAGUGUAUUUAUGUUAAUUAUUUGCUAGUUGAUGUGACAUUCCAGUGUGUGUGGCUCAGUGUGAAACAGCGCCUCCCUGUGGACAGACUUCUGCACUGUCACAAAUACACUUGUUCAUACUUAGAAUGUAGGUGUAGGAUAAGA